Molecule: messenger RNA, 485 nt
Organism: Bactrocera oleae (olive fruit fly)
Lineage: Eukaryota; Metazoa; Arthropoda; Insecta; Diptera; Tephritidae
Source: RefSeq, a predicted model, not a curated record
GCUUUAACUGUCAGUGUCAAUUCAAUAUUUUCGGUGAAGGAAGUUUUUCAAUAGAUGAAGAAAAUGUUUUCUCAAAAUUUGAUUUCUAAAUUACAUUAUUUAUCAAAAUUAUCAGCACAGCAUGGCCUUUCUGCAAAGAGGAUACCAACACUGCCGCAACCGAUGAAGCAAAGCCGACUAUACGCAACAGUGCCGCCGUCAAUGAGACCAAGUGGACCGCAGAUUAGUGGUGGACAUGCACCAAAGCCAAAAAUGACAACAUUUGGUGGCUUACGUGAAUUUCUAUUACAUCCGCUCACCUGGGAUCGCAACAAUGGUUACUUCAACAUUUUACUCGGUCUGGCCAUUUUCGGUUACUGUUUUUGCACGGCCUGCAAGAGCGAGGGACCGCGCACAGUUUCGUAUGAGCAAAAGGGGAAAAAAUAAAUAUUUAAGAACAUUUACUAUGCUUGAAUGACCUCAAAGACAACAAACCAAAAAUCAAA